Fusarium verticillioides 7600 is the source of this 1713-nucleotide messenger RNA. RefSeq lists its product as hypothetical. NCBI's taxonomy places the organism in Eukaryota, Fungi, Ascomycota, Sordariomycetes, Hypocreales, Nectriaceae. Gene Ontology annotation, molecular function: zinc ion binding; DNA-binding transcription factor activity, RNA polymerase II-specific. The coding region runs from base 69 to 1553 and encodes 494 amino acids. The transcript has 6 exons. The record is from RefSeq and is a predicted model, not a curated record. Gene Ontology annotation, biological process: regulation of DNA-templated transcription.
AAUGCCGGCCUUACUCACAACUUCAGAUUCACGGAUUCCUUCAGUCCUCCUUGAAUACUUCUUGUAAAAUGGUCAACUAUGGUGUCUCUCGCGCGUGCGAGACGUGCAAAAAGCGGCGUAAAAAGUGCGAUGAGACUCGUCCAGCCUGUCUUCGCUGUGUAAAGUCUCGCAGGCGAUGUCCUGGCUAUAGAGAUGACACUGCACUGUUAUUUCGACACUAUCAGCCUACAACGCCGCCGCUAGAGCGAUGGCAUCCAAGCAAUAACUUCAUACUUGAAGCUACGGCGCUUGAUAAUUUUCUUGAUAACUUAGUGGUGCAAUCUCGCGAUCGGAGUCAUUCACGUGGUUUUCUCGAUGGGAUGCAUUAUCUCUUUGCUACCUCUGCUCCAACGUCCACUUUGAUGAGAGCUGCCAAAGUUGUUGUUCUUUCAUCACUCGCAAACCGCUAUAGGCAAGGCUCGUUGACGAGUUUAGUUCGGAGACAGUAUGGACAGGUCUUGGUUGAUUACACCCGAGUUUUGUCGCAGCAAACUGCGAGUCCGUCUGUAGAGCACUUCUUCACCGCAGUACUAUUGGGCUUGUACGAGCUUGUAGCAAGUGACAAUGCCUCUCCAACCAAGCAUCUAGUUCAUAUUCGGGGGCUCGCGUCUAUCCUCUCAAAGGGCAUUACAUACUCGGCACCAGAAUCGAAAGUGAGCGUCUAUUCUCCCGGGAUGCGUCUCGUCACAAAAGGGAUCAUGACACAUCAAACAGGCACUGGUAUUCUGUGCCCUCCUCUUGAUGACACCUAUCGUCGAUCUCUAGAUGACAUUAUCAUCAAGAUGUCACCUCUGACAAGUCGAGCGGAGAAGCUACUCUCCAAUCCUUCUCCCCCGGUGUUGGAGCUGCUAGAGCUACAACGAGAUCUAUUGGAGAUUGACGACGAGAUUACUUACUGGGCAUAUGACCGACCCCCUAGCUGGAAUCCAGAAGUAGUUGGGGAAGUCUGGAUUGAUCCAGCAAUAUCAGAGGAACCAUCAUUCUAUUGUGCCGGCCCAGUUGAGAAGUACUUCGAUAUAUACGUCGCAACGGCAUGGAACUCAUGGCGUUCAAUACAUGUCAUCUAUCUUGACCACCUCAUACACGUUGCCAAUGCCCUUGGACAAUGCGAGCUUGUUCCUCUAUAUAAAGAGCGGAUUGGCGAGCUGGCUUCGGGGAUCAAGGCAUCAAUUCCAUUCCAUCUAUAUCAAGACGUUGAGAAAUACGUCCAGCAGGCAAAUGCUGGAACUCCCCUUUUACACUCAGAUCGGCUUGUGGGAGGACUUUUACUUCUUCAUCCUAUGUAUGCCCUUGCCCGGUGUACCAUAGUGGAUGACUCAACAAGAAAGUACAUGUCCAAAACUCUGAGAUGGAUCGGUGAUGAGAUGGGAAUUCGACAUGCGACCAUUCUUGCGGAUGGCCUUCAGCCUGAUAUGCAAGGACCUUCUGCGAUGCAGAGUUCGCAAAUUUCCUUCAUCGACGCACUCGAUGGGCAUUUCCUGAUUACCGCGAGUAUGAUGUUAGAGCCGCAUUAAGAGACGUGACUCGCCGGUGCUCUGAGAAGGGUUUAGAGAGUCUGGGGGAAAAGGCUAUUGUAUUCGCUUACAGCCUAUAGAAUUGAUGAGAAACGUAGCAUUCCUUUACUUGCAACAUGAUUAUGUCCAUCUCGAUCCGUGCUGAGACUGACAUCCUCCC